Messenger RNA from Dictyostelium discoideum AX4, 516 nucleotides. RefSeq lists its product as hypothetical. NCBI's taxonomy places the organism in Eukaryota, Evosea, Eumycetozoa, Dictyosteliales, Dictyosteliaceae. The record is from RefSeq and is a predicted model, not a curated record. Bases 1 to 516 code for a protein of 171 amino acids. The transcript has a single exon.
AUGACUACGCAAAAUAGUAGUAUGAAUAGUAAUAGUGAAAACCCAACUAUUUGUUUUUGUUCUUUGAAAGCUAUUGAAAAGAAUUGUGGUGAAUGUUCAUAUAUGUUAUCAAAAGAAGUGAAACAAAUAAAUGCAUAUCUUUAUCAAAAUCAAAUGCAAUUAUUAAUAAAUCUCCAACAGCAACUACAACAAAAUUAUAUUGAAGAAGAAAAAAAAAAAACUGAAGAAAAUUAUGAUGAUAAAUAUAAUAAUUUAUGUGAAGUUGAAAAUAAAAAACAAUAUAGAAAAAGUGUUGAAAUUUGCUUUUGUCAAUGUCCAGCAAGAGAAAUUCAAUGUUAUGGUUGCUCUUAUCUAAUUCCAAUAGAAGAUAACUUUAGUAGUGAGGAUGUAUAUGAUGAUUUUAAUGAUAAUAAUAAUUCAUAUGAUAGAGAAAAUGAACAAGAUAAUUUUAAUGACUUUAUAAAUGAAUACACUCAUGAACAAUCAAAAAACCAAGCCGAAUCUUUUGUAUUAUAA